Molecule: messenger RNA, 2160 nt
Organism: Lutzomyia longipalpis
Lineage: Eukaryota; Metazoa; Arthropoda; Insecta; Diptera; Psychodidae
Gene: Ttc30
Product: tetratricopeptide repeat protein 30 homolog
Exons: 4
Coding region: 160-2130 (656 amino acids)
Biological process (GO): intraciliary transport
Cellular component (GO): intraciliary transport particle B; axonemal microtubule
Molecular function (GO): intraciliary transport particle B binding; protein binding
Source: RefSeq, a predicted model, not a curated record
UGUAUAUACAACAAUGAUUAUAUAUUUUAGGGAAAAUUUACACGUAGAGGAAAAAUUUUAUUGAAUAAAUGGUUUCCAUGGGAAUACCUUUAUGCCCAAACAUUGUGCCGUCCAUUGAAUACCUUUUCAGUGCUUUUGCAGCAAGAAGAAUCAUAGAAAAUGUACGCAAAUAACGUGAUUAUUCGUGAUGGUGAGUACACCAAAGUGAUUUACACGCUAAUCAAAGAGGAGAGAUUCCACGAGGCAAUUGAUGCUCUCAAUAACAUCGAAGAAGUCUCGAGUUCACGCGCUGGGCUCUCCCUCCUUGGGCAUUGCUACUUCCAAUGCCAGGACUUCAUUGAGGCGGCCAAUUGCUAUGAACACCUCAUGGCAAUCGCCCCCGAAGUUCCCGAAUAUCGCCUCUACUUUGCCCAAUGCCUCUACCAAGCGGGUCUCUUUGAUGAAGCCCUCAAGGUGACGCAACUCGUGGAUGCUCCGCAUCUCGGGGAAAAAGUCCGUCAGCUCCAGAGUGCCAUUCGAUAUGGGAAUGAAGACUAUGCUGGGGCACAGACCCUCCUUCUGCAGCGCCCAGCUGGUGCAGAAGCAACUCUGAGUGACGAAGGGUGCCUCCUGUAUCAAGCUAGUCUCUACGAGGAUGCCCUACAGCGCUUCACAACUUCCCUCCAGACAGGUGGUUUCAAUCCCCUUGUGGCCUACAAUGCUGCCCUGUGCCAUUUCCGGCGCAAAGAAAAUUCCCAAGCACUCAACUACAUCGGGGAAAUUGUGGAGCGUGGAAUACGAAAUCAUCCAGAACUGGGAAUUGGGGCUCAGGCUGAGACGGAAGGUGGAGCAAGAAGUGUUGGAAAUCCCCCAGCUUUGGCUGCUUCUGGCCUUGCACAGGCACUUAAUUUAAAAGCAGCCAUUGAGUAUCAGGAAGGGAAUCUCGAAGGGGCACGAGAAGCCUUGCUGGAUCUCCCACCGAGAGCUGAACCUGAACUCGAUCCAGUUACCCUCCACAAUAUGGCCCUAACAGACCCCGCUGGAGCUGGAGCUGGUCUCCGGCGUUUGGCAUUCCUCAUGGAACUCGGACCACCCACCUGUCCACCGGAAACUUUCGCCAAUAUCCUCCUCCUUUGCUGCAAACACGAAAUGUACGACACAGCAGCGGAUUUAUUGGCUGAGCACGCUCAUCUCACAUAUAGAUAUCUCACACCCUAUCUGUAUGACCUUCUCGACGCUUUGAUAACUGCCCAGACAUCCUCGGAGGAUGCUGAACAGAAACUCGGGACACUUGCAUCGAAUUUAGCUGGAAAACUACGUUCACUGGCAGCUAAGGUACAAGAUGCUCGUGGAUCUGGAGAUCAGAAUAUCCUUCGUAGUUCCCUGAGGGAAUACGAAGCAGCUCUGGACAACUACAUCCCCGUGGCAAUGGCUCGAGCUUGGCUCCCAUGGCGUGUGGAUGAUUUUGCGGGGGCUGAACGUGAAUUUCGUGCUAGUGCGGAAUUUUGUUCUGAAACCCCCAUUUGGCGCCUUCAUGCUGCACACGUGCUCUUCAUGCGUGGGGACAAAUACAAAGAAGCUGCUGCUUUCUACGAGCCAAUUGUCCGGCAAAACUACGACGAUAUUUUGAGUGUUUCAGCUGCAGUCUUGGCGAAUCUCUGUGUUGCCUACAUUAUGACGUCGCAAAAUGAGGAGGCGGAAGAGCUGAUGCGGAAAGUUGAGAGGGCGGAAGAGCGUAAAGCCCCCGGGGCUCUUGCAGCUGGGAAUACAGCUCCAUUCCUGCACCUUUGCAUUGUUAAUCUGGUAAUUGGAACACUCUACUGCGCCAAGGGGAACUACGAAUUCGGGCUCUCGAGGAUCGCUCAUGCCCUCGAUGGGGGCUCCGGGACACGCUUGUGUGCCGAUACGUGGCUCCAUGUGAAACGUUGCGUUCUGGGGCUCCUCACCUGCCUCGCUAAGCAGACUCUGGUCCUCCCCACGGCGGCUGUUCAGGAGGUUCUCAACUUUUUGCGCACCUGCGAAAUUUACGGCAUCUCCAUUCCAUCAAUCCUCACAAAUCCCUUCGAUGAGAAUGCCGAUCAACCACCCACAAUUGGUAUUGAAGCACGAAAACUGCGUGUGUUGCUGCUUAAAAUCAUGGAGUACCACUAAACUAUAUAUAGAUUAAACACCCAUUUUACU